AUGUCGCACAACUCAAGACCCAGCACUUCACGCAUCAGCAGCGUGCCCUCGCAGAAGCCCCGCCAGCUAUCGCACCUCCAGGCCCAGCUUGCGCAAUUAACCGCGAAUAUGGCGGACCUCGAGAGCUUGAUGCGGAUGACCGCAGGUCAAGCGCAAGAUAUGCGCGCUCUGGGAGGAUACUCGGGUGCAAUGUUCAUGGCAGCAAGCAAAGUACUGGGCGAGGAGACUGUCAAGGGCGGCGACAGUAAACAAGGCGCUUCCGAGCAAGAGAAAUGA
Molecule: messenger RNA, 276 nt
Organism: Didymella exigua CBS 183.55
Lineage: Eukaryota; Fungi; Ascomycota; Dothideomycetes; Pleosporales; Didymellaceae
Exons: 2
Coding region: 1-276 (91 amino acids)
Biological process (GO): attachment of spindle microtubules to kinetochore
Cellular component (GO): DASH complex
Source: RefSeq, a predicted model, not a curated record